AUGGGUUUCACCGACUUCGUCUCCGAUGCUGGCUUGACUCUGCUCAACACCUGGCUGGCAAGCCGUAGUUACAUCAUCGGACAUGCACCUACUCAAGCCGAUGUGAAGGUCUUCGAGGCCUUCAAGGAAAAGCCCGCAGUUGAGAAGUACCCUCACGCCGCCCGCUGGUAUAAGCACAUCGCCACGUACGAGUCUGAGUUUACUUCGCUGCCAGGCGACCCAUCCAAGGCUGCAACUGCGUACGGCCCCGAGGUUUCCACCCUGCCCAUCCAGCCCAAGGCUCCCGCUGAUGAUGCGGCUGCUGCUGAGGAUGAUGAUGAGGUUGAUCUCUUUGGCAGCGAGUCUGAAGAAGAUGAGGAGAAGCAAGCAGAGACUGCUCGCAGAUUAGAGGAGUACAAGAAGAAGAAGGAAGGCAAGACCAAGCCUGCUGCCAAGUCGAUCGUUACAAUGGAAGUCAAGCCAUGGGAUGAUGAGACCGAUCUGAAAGCCAUGGAGGCGGCAGUGCGAGCCAUCGAACAGGAUGGACUCGUCUGGGGUGGGAGCAAACUUCAACCCGUCGGCUUCGGUAUUUUCAAGCUCCAAAUCAACUUGGUCGUGGAGGACGAGAAGGUUUCUCUUGAAGACCUCCAGGAGAGUAUCUCCGAGCUCGAGGACUACGUCCAGUCCACCGAUGUUAUUGCCAUGCAGAAAUUGUAG
This is a messenger RNA of Pseudovirgaria hyperparasitica, 696 nucleotides long. RefSeq lists its product as uncharacterized. Gene Ontology annotation, molecular function: guanyl-nucleotide exchange factor activity; translation elongation factor activity. The coding region runs from base 1 to 696 and encodes 231 amino acids. Gene Ontology annotation, biological process: translational elongation. The transcript is spliced from 5 exons. Lineage: Eukaryota; Fungi; Ascomycota; Dothideomycetes; Acrospermales; Acrospermaceae. The record is from RefSeq and is a predicted model, not a curated record. Gene Ontology annotation, cellular component: cytosol; eukaryotic translation elongation factor 1 complex.